Messenger RNA from Fusarium oxysporum Fo47, 1862 nucleotides. Its product is annotated as DUF1996 domain-containing protein. Lineage: Eukaryota; Fungi; Ascomycota; Sordariomycetes; Hypocreales; Nectriaceae. The transcript is spliced from 4 exons. The record is from RefSeq and is a predicted model, not a curated record. The coding region runs from base 1 to 1641 and encodes 546 amino acids.
AUGCUCAAAUCACUCAUCACUCUUUCUGCUGGCCUAGUAGGUGGCGCCCAUGCUUUCUGGCGCAUGGAGUGCCCUGGUCGUGUGGGACUUGCCCGUAUUGAUCCCAUCGUCGAUCCUGGCACAGUUUCUAAGCAUGCCCACUCAAUUCAUGGGUCUUCCAACUUCGCCGAAACCGUCACCACCGAACAACUCCUAGAUGCCGAUUGUACAUCGUGUCGAGUAACACAAGACAAGUCUUCUUACUGGCAUCCUGCUAUGUAUUUCCAAGAUGGCGAUUCUGGAGAGUUUGAGCUUGUUCCUCAAGUGGGUGGUAUGCUUGCUUACUACCUCCUUUUUGGAGAUAACGUGACUGCUUUCCCUCCUGACUUCAGAAUGCUCUCUGGUUCAAAUGACCGAAGAAGCUACACCAUCGGUGAUCCAAGCAAGCCAGACCCGGAGAAGUCUAUGUGGCAAGCUCUCGGUCAGACCACGCAAAGCGAUCUAGCUCAACGGGCACUCGGAUUCAACUGUCUGAACUACCAAAAAGCCCCCGAGGGUACCCUCUAUCGUCACUACAUGCCUGACAAGGCUUAUCUCGAUGCGAACUGUGCCGAUGGAAUCCGUCUUGAAAUCAUGUUCCCAUCAUGCUGGAAGGGCGGUGAUGCUGUUGACAGCCAGAAUCACAAGGACCACGUCGCGUUCCCCGAUCUCGUCAUGACAGGUACUUGCCCCGAGGAGUAUCCUGUCCGGCUACCUAGUCUCAUGUAUGAGGUCAUCUGGAACACGGCCGCUUUCUCCGAUCGUAACGGUCGCUUUGUCUUUGCCAACGGAGACACUACCGGCUACGGUUUACAUGCAGAUUUUAUUAUGGGCUGGGAGGAAGAGUUCCUUCAGGAUGCCAUCAAUACCUGCACCAGCGAAACAGGAAGAAUUGAGGACUGCCCUCUCUUCGACGUUGUUAGCGAACAGAAGGCCACCUCAUGCGAGAUGAAGCUUCCCAAAGCUUUGGCUAACGAGGAUGUGAAGGGUCCUAUGAAAGAGCUUCCUGGUGGCGAUGGAGUUCCCAAUGGAGAUGGCUCCGACGUCGAGCAGCCUGACCCAACCGAUGGUGCUCAUGCACCCACCUUGACCUACUCACCUGGUGACCGACCAGAGAACUCUGCCUCACCUCUUCCUGGUCAAGUUUUCAAGGUGUCGUCAGCCUAUGGGGCUCCGGCUCCUGGCCCAAGCUCUAAGACCACUACUAAAGAUGUUCCAUCAUCCGUUGAACAGAAGCCAUCUCUGUCCACAGACGAAGUCCUCAUCCCCACAAUUGACGCUGGAGAGGUGGGCGCGGCUGCAAUCAAGGAGUCUACGAUUGCUGAGCCUCUCCCUGCUUCGGCACCUACAACCACUCCAGCGCCUGAGCUGCAGCCUGUGACAGACACAAAGAGUUACUUCAGCACACAGUUUGUAACAAACGGUAACCUCGUGAGCAAGAUCCUCUGGGAUGAGGAAGUGGUCUAUGUGACCGAUCUCCAAGAGGAAGUUGUGGUUGUUACUGUUACAUCAACUGCUGUUGUCACACCCUCAGCAGUACCAGCAGCAGCGCCACCCAGGAGGAGACGUCGUGGAGCUCACCUGCAUGGGCAUGGGCAUGGGCAUGGACAUCGAUAUUUCUAACAUUUAAAAAUGAGAUUAAAAAGGAAAACAAAAAAGGACAAAAACAUCUGCUUCUAUUGUCUGGCUGGUUCCAGGUGUUCGUAUGUUAUACAUGGUUGGAAGAGGAGCAUUUGGCUUGGAGGUUUUUUUUCUUCAUAGGAGGACAAUGGCAGCCCACGAGUUUGGGAACAUGUAAACUUAGAGAGAAACAACCUGCUACAAAUACAGGAAUGAUGAAUGAU